UCUCUCUCUCUCUCUCUUUCUUUCUGGAUUUUUUCAUCCAAAUUGGGUGCAAUUAAUUACGCCGCUCCAGCUUUGCUUUCGGAAGUUGCCCUUCUUUCUAUCUCAGAGUCACAACAGCUUGCUGGCGACGGCCAUGGCUCCUCCGCAAGAAGAGAAAUCAAAAACUACAGAGGAGGAGUCCGUCACCAUCCCCAUCACUUCCGCCGCCGAUAACCGCCGCAUCUCGACUAUCGCCAUAAUCAUCGCAAUGCAGGCCGAAGCCAACCCUCUUGUCGACAGGUUCCAGCUCAAGGAGGACCUUGAUUGUGUGUUUGCCAAAGGAGUUCCCUGGGUUCGGUAUCAUGGUACUUACAGAGACCUGAAUAUUAAUAUUAUUUGCCCUGGGAAAGAUGCUGUUUUGGGAGUUGAUAGUGUAGGUACAGUUCCUGCAUCUCUUGUGACCUAUGCUUCCAUCCAAGCGCUGCAGCCAGACCUUAUAAUAAAUGCUGGCACAGCUGGUGGCUUUCAAGCUAAAGGAGCUAAUGUGGGGGAUAUAUUUCUUGCAUCACAUAUUGCCUUCCAUGAUAGAAGGAUACCUAUCCCUGUUUUUGAUCUUUAUGGAGUUGGUUUCCGACAGGCUAUCUCAACACCAAAUCUCUUGAAGACACUUAACGUGAAGAUUGGUAAAUUAUCUACUGGGGACUCUUUAGAUAUAACCCCACAGGAUGAGGCAUCGAUCAUUGCAAAUGAUGCUACAAUUAAAGACAUGGAGGGAGCAGCUGUUGCUUAUGUGGCAGAUCUUUUGAAAGUCCCUGCAAUAUUUGUGAAAGCUGUUACUGAUAUUGUGGAUGGCGAUAAACCGACUACAGAGGAAUUUAUAGAAAAUUUGGCAGCAGUGACUGCUGCACUUGGUGGAGCAGUCACUGAAGUUGUAGAUUUCAUCAGUGGAAAGCACCUCUCAGAACUUUAAUAGUUUGAUGUAAAUCACAUUUGCCACCUAUUCUGUUGACUUGGCGAAUUCAUGUGUAACAGAGGUAUUCGGUGGGCCUUUUUUCUGAAAGUUUAAUUGAAAGUAAAAAAAAAAAAAAAAAAAAACACCAUUUCUGGCAUCUACUAGCUCUUCUAGUAGCAAUGACUUUCCUUGCUGACUGGGAGAAAGAUACAUUGUUCUCAAUUGUGCUUAAUUUACCACCUACAUGUUAGCGAAGGUCCA
Diospyros lotus (date-plum) is the source of this 1192-nucleotide messenger RNA. Its product is annotated as 5'-methylthioadenosine nucleosidase-like. Gene Ontology annotation, molecular function: methylthioadenosine nucleosidase activity. Gene Ontology annotation, biological process: nucleoside metabolic process. The coding region runs from base 134 to 949 and encodes 271 amino acids. NCBI's taxonomy places the organism in Eukaryota, Viridiplantae, Streptophyta, Magnoliopsida, Ericales, Ebenaceae. The transcript has 8 exons. The record is from RefSeq and is a predicted model, not a curated record.